AUGAUUUCGUUGAGCGACGAGGGUUUCUCCGUGAAAUGCGACGUCUCCUCGUAUAAACCCGAUGAAUUGAAAUUGCGAUUGGACGGGGAUGUUUUGUCGAUUGAAGGAGAGCACAAAGAGGAGAAUGAACAGGGCUCCGUCCACCUCCGAGUGAUGACGAGAACAAAAGGGAAUUGGAUUAGAAAGUGCAACAAGCAAUCGUCAAUGGACGUAAUCAGGGAAGGACUCACGCAGAAU
This is a messenger RNA of Mesorhabditis belari, 237 nucleotides long. The record is from the annotation of a GenBank genome assembly. NCBI's taxonomy places the organism in Eukaryota, Metazoa, Nematoda, Chromadorea, Rhabditida, Rhabditidae.